Molecule: messenger RNA, 1972 nt
Organism: Etheostoma cragini (Arkansas darter)
Lineage: Eukaryota; Metazoa; Chordata; Actinopteri; Perciformes; Percidae
Gene: polr1f
Product: RNA polymerase I subunit F
Exons: 4
Coding region: 49-1188 (379 amino acids)
Biological process (GO): DNA-templated transcription; DNA-templated transcription initiation
Cellular component (GO): RNA polymerase I complex
Source: RefSeq, a predicted model, not a curated record
GCCAAAGCGGAAAUUACGUUCCGUUCGUUUCCGGUCUUCUUAAAAAGCAUGGCAAACUUAGAGCAUGCAGAAGACGAGCCGAAACAUAUAGAAAUGUCUAGUAAAAUAUCUGCCACCAGUGCUGAAGAACCGACCGAAGAGUCUCUUGUACCGGGAAGAGAUGCCGGCGCGGUCUCGUGCUCUAUCCCCUCGUUCGCAGCCGCCUCCGAGCUGCUGUCAGCGCCAUACUCGUGUCUGGUCAUGAACACGCACCGGAGACACAUUGCCCUGCCGCCCAUCUACCUGAACAAGAAGAGGACAGGUAUACAGGAGGAGCUGGAGGCCGAGCUGCUCAAGUUCUCCCAGAGUCUGAAGGGAGUACCCCUGGCUUACGAUAACAUCAGGAUAGUGAGCCAGCAUGGAGGAAUCUACGACGACAGCAGCUACAUCCACAUGGACAUAGAGGCCCACUUUAUUGUUUUUCAGCCCCAACGAGGACAGACAUUGUUGGGUAACGUGAAUAAACUAGGAGUAAGCCAUGUGGGCUGCCUGGUGCACGGCUGCUUCAACGCCAGCAUCCCAAAACCCAACCUGGUUUCUGUGGAAACCUGGCGGGACGCAGGGCCAAGAAUCGGAGCAGAGCUAAAGUUUGAGGUGACUGCACUUGACGCUGACACUGCGGGGGUGCUGCUGAUCAGAGGACGGCUGGACAGGACCAGGGUACAAGAGCUGCUCGCUAUGGGUGAGAGCUCGGAUUUUGGCGUCCCUGCAGACGAGCCAGAACUAGCAGAGACAGAACCGAACCCAGAGCCCUCCGAGGAAUCUCUUGCAGACACCCCAAAGAAGAAGAAGAAAAAGAAGAAAGAUAAAGAGGAGAAUGGAGAAGUGGAGGUGACGAGCACACCCUCCUGCCAGUUGGAUGGAAACACUGGACCAGAUCUGAACGGAACAUUGAGUGAUGCAAAUGGCAAUGAAGCUGGUGAGAAAAAGAAGAAGAAAAGGAAGAAGGAAAAACGUGUUAAGGAGGAGGAGGAGGAGGUGGCCAUCUCUCCAAUGGAAGUCCACGCCAGUGACUCCAGCGGUUACCUUAGUGACAAGUCAAGCAAAAAGAGGAGACAUGAAACUGGUACAGAUGUCACAAGAUCCAGUUUAAGUGAAGCUUCUGAACCACCAAAAUCGAAGAAGAGGAGGAAAAGUGACAUUGAGUAGUUUGCCUAAAUAAUGGGUUAUAUUCUCUAUUCUGUUUGGAAAUGUGUGUAAUAAUUAAGGCAAUACAAAAUGAAUGACAACAAGGGUUCUGUAGGAACACACGGACGUGCCUUAACAAUUAAACACAAGUUUUCUUGCAAGCAAGAUUUCUGGUGGGUUCUUCUGAGCUCCUCUUAAAUCAUUUAAAGAGUGUCAGACUUGAGCAAGGAGCCUUUCUACAGUCACAUGUUGUAGCCUGUGGAAAAGCACGAGAGGAUAGAAUGAGUCCUUGUUGGAUUGUAACUUCCUUAAACAACCUGAUGGGGGAGCAAAACUGCUUCAUACAUCCACACUGGGACAAAAACACAGGAAAGUCAAUAAGCCAGCCAGUAUUUGGGGAACAAAACAAAUGGAUAUUACUGCUCUGUACCUGUUGUGGUACAUUUUCUCCUGAAUAUUGAAGAAGGCCGGCUAGACAACUGAGACUGCUGAGCUCAGUUACGGUAACUUCUCUUUUCUCUUGCCUCAUGUGCCUCUUUGAAAAUAUUGUCUUGAUAAUAAGCUGCAACGGAGGGAGAACCUUACAUUAUUUUGUUUUUACUCCCAAAUACUCACUCGGCUUCCUAGAAACACAGCGUGCAUAAACUGUGCAGUAAUGAAUUAUUUGUGCCGUUUCACUGCCUGCCUUCAGUGUUGAAUUGACUGUUGAAUUGAUUAAUCUGUUUUAAUGAAUGGAAGCCAACAGAAAUGGACAUUGAAUAUUCCGUUUUCAUCCCAAUUAAAAAGCUCUAGAUUUUGAAAUGUU